Messenger RNA from Diaporthe citri, 1485 nucleotides. RefSeq lists its product as uncharacterized. NCBI's taxonomy places the organism in Eukaryota, Fungi, Ascomycota, Sordariomycetes, Diaporthales, Diaporthaceae. The transcript is spliced from 3 exons. Bases 1 to 1485 code for a protein of 494 amino acids. Gene Ontology annotation, molecular function: aldehyde dehydrogenase (NAD+) activity. The record is from RefSeq and is a predicted model, not a curated record.
AUGGGGACUGUCAGCCUAGUUGGCGUCGAGGGACGACUCAUUGACGUGCAGGCGGGCCUAUUCAUCAAUGGUGAUUUCGUCCCGGCUUUUCAUGACGCCACUCUAGACGUCGAGAACCCAACCUCGGGCCAAAUCUUAGCCACAGUAUCGGCAUGCCAGAGCGAAGAUGUGGACAGAGCUGUCAAAGCCGCCAAAGAAGCCUACUCUUCCUGGAGAAGGGUAGCUCCUAGCAAGAGAGGGGCGUUGCUCAAUAGGCUUGCUGAUCUGGUUGAGAGGAACGCACCAGAUCUCGCGUCAUUGCAAACUCUGGAGUCGGGCCAGCUGUAUCGUGAAUCUCUGGGACUACAUGUGACUCAGGCUGUUGAAACGCUUCGAUACUAUGCUGGUUGGGCAGACAAAAUCGAUGGAUCUGGUCUCCAUCUUGCUGGGGGGAUGGCUUACACGAGGCGAGAGCCCAUUGGCGUCUGUGCCGCCAUUGUGCCAUGGAACACUCUUAUGAUUGCGUUCUGGAAGCUCGCCCCUGCCAUAGCGGCGGGCAACGUCCUGAUCCUCAAGACACCCGAGACCACGCCCCUCUGGGGGCAAAAGCUGGCUGAGAUAGUGAAGGAAUCCGGCUUCCCGCCAGGCGUUAUCAACAUCUUAUGCGGCUACGGUGACGUGGCAGGCCAGGCGCUAUCCGAGCACAUGGACGUCAAAAAGAUAGCUUUCACGGGCAGCCCGCCAGUCGGGAGGCGAAUCCUCGCCACCGCAGCCCGCACUAACCUAAAGAGAGUCUCCCUCGAAUUGGGCGGCAAGAGCCCCAGCAUCGUGUUUGCCGAUGCCGACUGGGACAACGCCCUGUUCUGGACGACGCUGGGCAUCACGGCUAGUAACGGUCAGGUGUGCGUGGCUGGCAGCAGGAUCUACGUUGAGGAUACCAUCUACCAUCGCUUCCUCGCGGAAUUCUCCAGCCGCAGCCGGAAUACCGUGGUGGGCGAUCCCUUUUCUCCGGAGACCACAAAGGCAGCCGUUGCCAGCAAGGCGCAGCUGGACAAAAUUGUGGCGUACGUGGAACAAGGCAAGCAUUCAGGGGCCAGACUGCUACAUGGCGGACAGCGGCUUGUAGGUGAUGGGUAUCUUGUGGAGAACACGGCGUUUGCAGACGUGGACCAAGGGGCAGAGAUCAUGAGGGAGGAGAUUUUCGGGCCACUGGCGUGCAUUACCAGCUUCAGGACAGAGGAGGAGGCCGUUGCCAAAGCGAAUGAUUCCGCCUACGGCCUCAGCGCAGCUGUCUUCACCAAUGAUCUGAACAAGGCUUUUAGGGUCAGCGAGGCGCUGGAGAGCGGCCAGGUCACUGUCAAUUCUUGGGGCGACGUCAGUGCCAAUGCCCCGUUUGGUGGCACAAAGGAGAGCGGUUUUGGGAGAGACAUGGGCAAGGAUGCGCUGGAUGAUUGGACUACUUGUAAGACCGUCAAGUGGCACAUUGCGCCAGCUAGCACUCAAUGA